Penicillium atrosanguineum is the source of this 1842-nucleotide messenger RNA. RefSeq names its product dynein light chain (Tctex1). Gene Ontology annotation, cellular component: cytosol. NCBI's taxonomy places the organism in Eukaryota, Fungi, Ascomycota, Eurotiomycetes, Eurotiales, Aspergillaceae. The coding region runs from base 1 to 1842 and encodes 613 amino acids. The transcript has 6 exons. The record is from RefSeq and is a predicted model, not a curated record. Gene Ontology annotation, molecular function: aldose reductase (NADPH) activity.
AUGCCUACCAAAUUCAAGCUAAACACUGGCGCUGAGAUUCCGGCCAUUGGCUUCGGAACCUGGCAAGAUGCAGAUUCGCAAGAGGCUGCUGUCGGUGAAGCGAUCAAAGCCGGCUACCGUCACAUCGACACGGCCCGAGUCUACCUCACCGAAAAAGCAGUUGGAAAAGCUAUCGCCAAAAGCGGCGUCCCACGCAAUGAACUCUUUGUCACCACGAAACUAUGGAAUACCAAACACCAUCCCGACGACGUUGCCGGUGCUCUCCAACAAUCUCUCACCGACCUAGGUCUUGACUAUGUCGACCUAUUCCUAAUCCACUGGCCAGUUGCCUGGAAACGCGGCGAAGAACUCUUCCCCAGAAAGGGCGAGGAGUAUAUCCUCGAAAACAUCGACGUCGUCGACACCUACAAAGCAAUGGAAAAGCUUCUCAAAACAGGCAAAACCAAAGCCAUCGGCGUAUCCAACUGCUCCAAAUCCGAAAUGGAGCGGCUAGUCAAAGAAGCAUCUGUCAUACCAGCAGUGCACCAAUUGGAAUGCCACCCCUGGCUCCAACAAGAGGCUUUCACUGCAUGGCACAGACAGAAAGGAAUUCACGUCACGCACUAUUCGCCCUUUGGAAACCAGAACUCCUUCUAUGGAGAUAAAGGAGGGACGGCGAAAUUGAUCGAGGAGCCGCUUUUGGCGGAAAUUGGAGGGCAGUAUGGGAAGAAUGCUGCGCAAACCUGCCUUGCGUGGGGUGUUACGCAGGGUCAUUCGGUGCUUCCGAAGUCUAAAACGCCGUCGCGGAUCAAGUCCAAUUUGGAGAGUGAUUUCAAGUUGAGUGCAAAAGAUAUGGAGAAUAUUCGGACGCUUAAUAAGAAGAUUCGGUUUAAUGAUAGUAGUGGGGAGUUUGGAAGGGACUUUUUUGAUGGUUGUGAAGAUAAAGCAAAUGACGUCAUGAUCAAGCUUAACAAGGGAGCUUUUGGGAACCUCGAGCAAUUUACAACCACCCAAUCGCACCCCACAAUCAAAUUAAUCAUGGUUACAACCUCACAUGGAUUCGCCCUAGUUACUCCCGCCUCACGAGGUAUAGGCUUCGCAUUCGCGCAGCAGCUCCUAGCACGAACAAACAUUCCCUUCGUGGCAACAGCGCGUAAGAACUGUGACCAAGUCCGAGACCAGCUCCUCUCCACCAAAGGAUUACAACCGAGCGCAGAAAAAAGAUUACGUAUACUCAAGGUAGACGUGAAAGAUGAAUCCACCAUCUCAUCCAUGGCGGAGACUAUACGUCAGGAAUUACCCGAUACACCACUUCGCCUGGCCCUAACAAUGCCUGGAAUAUUGCACGUUGAGAAAUCUCCAUCUCAAAUUGACGCAGCGAAUGCGCUGGAUAGUUUCCAAGUCAACGCUCUCGGUCCAUUGUUACUCAUGAAACAUCUCUCGCAAUUCAUGCCCACGAAAUCAUCCCCUGCAUUUUCAGUCUCUGACGACAAUUCAGAAGAGUUGCUAAAACUCCCAUCCCACGCAGUCUACGCCAUGAUGGCAGCGCGCGUCGGCUCGAUAUCUGAUAAUAACUCCGGCGGCUGGUACUCCUACCGCGCAAGUAAAGCGAGUGCUUUCCAGAUUGUUAAGACUUUCGAUUUGUAUUUGAGGAGUAGAUGUGGCGAGAGGGCGCUUACUGUGGCGUUGCAUCCUGGUACUGUUAAGACAGAUUUUACGAAGGAGUUUUGGAAGGGGAGGGAAAUGCUUGAGCCAGCGGAUUCGGCGGAGAGGUUGUUGAAGGUUCUUGUGGAGAUGGAGCCAGGGGUUAAAGGUGGGAGGGGACGAUGCUGGGAUUGGAAAGGAGAGGAAGUUGUCCCUUAA